CUUCUCUAAGGCAAAAUGGAAAAUGUUCACACGACUCGUUGUGGAUUGUUUUUGUUAUUUGUGUUACAGGAUACCUUUGCAAUUGCAGAAGUAGUCAACAUUUCAAUCAACAAAACGGCGAUACAAACUGACACCUCGGGGAAUGGGACAGCCGAUUUAGCUGUGGAUGGCGUCAUUUCCGGCGGAACAUGUGCACAGACAUCUUCAGCGUUAGCAUCAUGGGAAGUCGACCUUGGGGACUUUUACGUCAUCGAUAAUGUUCUGGUGCAUCCAAAGCCCGAUGAAGCCCCUCCGGCGGCUCAGUGGGUACAGUCUGUUGGAGGUUUCUCGAGCGAGUAUAGUUCCGCAGGUUGGAGCGCCCAAAAGAUCGUUGGUCCACCAAACGUGUACCCAUUGUAUGGUGAUAUCGUUGAGUCAUGGUCUCCAUACUACAAAGAUAGUAACCAGUUUAUUGAGCUGGAGUUUGCGACCUCUGUUUAUGUGGGCCAAGUGGAUAUUUACGAGACGUUCCAUGCAGGCGGUGUGAAGGCCAUCAAAUGUUACCAAGCUGGGCAGUGGGUGACAUUGUGGUCAACAGCACUGGUUGAGGACCUGUCAAUUGCAAGGAUAUUCAGUCCACCAUUGCAGGUAACAGAUUGUUUCACCAACAUGAUUCGACUUGAACUUGACCUUACAGUGGCAAACACCUUUGUUGAAAUUGAUGCAGUGCAGAUCCAUGGUGUAUCACAGACUUCAACAUCUGCAUCGGAUUUUAUCGAGCUUUUUACUGGACUCUCACAAGACCUGUACCAUAAGAAAGGCUCUCUCUCUACUGGCGAAGCACCUUUGAAUUUCACUAUGAACGAAGAGACGAUCGCACGAUGGGUGAAGGUAACGUCAGACGUUGACUCUAUCUUGGCUAUUUGUGAGGUUGAGGUUAUGGGAUAUAUACCAACCAAAGGAUUGUUCAGAUCAUUUUCAAAGUACCAGUGCGCAGGAACCCCGAUUAUUACUCAUUACGGCAUACAGUCGAACAUACGUUGUGCCAGGCUCUGUUUUUUGCAAAUUGUUCCACAGUGUCACAGUGCGCAAUACGAGAAAGCUUCACUUCAGUGUACCCUGUACGAGGGAUUUGACACAGCAGCUGGUUCGACUGGCAGGGUUAUGAUUGUACAUUCAUAUGCUGCACCUCUGCUAGAUUAAUAUAUACAAUUGUUCCCUUAAAGGAUCUUAUUCGUAACUUUGAAAAUCUGAAAUCUUUACGAUGAUCACAGAUGACAAUGAUGAUUUUUUUUUCAAUGUUCAACUUUGUGUUCAAUUUAAAUAUUGUCUUAAACUCAAUUUAAAAAGUAUGUGCUAAACCUUAGAGCUGAAAUGAAACGUAUUGUUCAUUCAGCAAUUGAUAAUAAAACUUAUUAAAUCGUCAAUUUAAAUGCUUCUGUGUGUGAGUGAAGACAAAACAGCAUAAUAAGCUAGGCUUGAACUGUGAAUUACGUUUUUUUGUGAGAUAUAUUGUGAAAUUGUAGUAGCACAUAUGGAACAAUAUUAAUUAAUAUAUGAUAGAUGAAAAAGGUAUGUUAUUCUUGUUUUAUUUGUUUAUUUGAACGAGAUAUUCUCUAUUACAAUUUCUACUCUCUGUGUUAUCUCGAAAACAUUUCAUGAUAUUACCAUGAAUACCUAAGGCAGAAUACAUAUCAAAGUCAAUGCCAUGUUGUAGUAUGUUUAUCUUGAUUUGUAUGUGUUUAACACUAGAUCCAAAUGCUCAAAAAACCCAGCUGGAUAAAUCAAAGUAUUUUGAAAAUUUCAUAUAAAAAAACCUGCGUCGCGUUUCUCUCUUUUUCCUCUUGGGAACUACUGUGUUCUGCAUGAUGUUUACCACAUACACUAAACUUCUUAAGACGAUCUGUGAUAAAUUCAAUUGUCUAUUAUUCUCGUUGUCUCUAAACUUCUCAAACAAGUCUCGCAUCUCUCGCCAAUUGCCAUCUUUUUAUCCCUAAAUAUAUGGGGGUUUUUAACAAAAUACGGUAACGCGUAAAGGAUUCCUAGAUAUUGUGUUGUAUUAUUGAUGUAAUAUGCUAAUAAAAUCGUAUACGAGAGAAGUGACAAAACAUCAUUAACAAUCGUUGUUAAAAUUUUAAAAUGUUCUGAUUUCGUUUCAACGUAUAUUCUCUGAAAUUAGCAUUGAAAAUAAAAGACAUUGCAUCAAUAAUUUGUUAAAUACAACCCAAUUUGAACGUGCGACUACAUUUA
This is a messenger RNA of Mya arenaria, 2229 nucleotides long. RefSeq lists its product as uncharacterized. The transcript has 8 exons. NCBI's taxonomy places the organism in Eukaryota, Metazoa, Mollusca, Bivalvia, Myida, Myidae. The record is from RefSeq and is a predicted model, not a curated record. The coding region runs from base 16 to 1182 and encodes 388 amino acids.